AUGACGAGACCACAGAUCAUCCGAGCCGAUUCCAUUGACCUUCAGGAUCACGACGCGCCUUCUGCCAAAGAACAUAAACAUCCCUCUUCGAAGUUGUCGCCCAACCCGAACGGUUCCCUUGCGCCACACCAGGCCGAGACCAUACGCGAAGUCGAAGAAGAAAGGGCAGAGGAAGAGGGGCGCAGUCCGAGAGUCUCGUGGGCCAAUGGUGACAACGACGGUGACCUGCAACAGUACGCCGAAGAUCUCGCGAGUGGUGUCGCCAAUUCCAUGGAUGGCAGCAGCAUGCAACAGCAAGAUGCGCUCGCUGUUGCGCAGAACGGGGGCGCCACGGGCACUGCUGACGAGGAUGGCGACAUGGAUGGAGAUGCCGACGACGGCUUGGAUGAUGACAUGAUGGACAAAAUCUCGAGUUCACCUUCGAUUGAAGAUGGUGGGUACAUCCUUAUUGCCGUCCCCCCUGAUUUUCCAGAGAGGUAUAGCUCCCUCGAAAACGAGGUCGGGCUGUUGCUCGAUAGACUGGAGCGCCAGCAGUCAAGCAAGGCUUCUGCUGGCCGAGAGGAACACUGUUGUCAUCCCCAUCAUCAUCAUACUGGUGAGUAUGUCGGAUUGGCCACGUCUAGCGACUACGGCAACGACCACAACAACUAUGACGAUAGCAACAACUAUGGCAAAGACAAUGGACACAACCGUCGCACACACCUCCUUGACCACGCGUCCGAUCGAGACAUACAAGACCUGGAGCUGGGAAGUGAACCUCUCAACGACUUGGAGCAGCCGAGGCAAGAAGCAAGUCCAUGCGAGAGCCGUGAUUCCGGAGUGGACAUGAAGAUCGAGGACUUCUCUGUGGACCGUUUGCCAAACACCCAACCAGUCGAGCCUGGCAUCGACGAAGAACAUAUUACCCCUUCAUACGAGUUCCUGGAGGAGCCAUUCGACUACUAUGAUGAUGACGGCUUUUUCAUUUUUCAAGAUCCGAUGUUUAAUGACACUGGUUGGGAUAGUGAGAGCUUACAAAACGCAGAGGACAUCGAUUUCGAAUUCGUCUACGCCCUCCACACCUUCGUCGCGACUGUCGAAGGCCAAGCCAACGCUACCAAGGGUGACACCAUGGUACUCCUCGAUGAUACCAACAGCUACUGGUGGCUUGUCCGGGUUGUGAAGGAUAGUAGUAUUGGUAUGGAUUACGUUGUAUCAGUCUACUUGGAGGCGCAUGAGCUGAUGCACUUGACUGCAGGAUAUCUUCCAGCCGAACAUAUCGAGACACCGACGGAAAGACUGCUGUCAGCAAGAAUGCUCGGUGAUCAGGCUGAGAAGACCAAGAACCCUAUCAAAACAGCAAUACGGAGACGCCAAAAAAAGACAGUCGCCUUCGCACCUCCUACAUAUGUGGACUAUUCUGACUUCGACUACUCCACCGAUGAGGAAGGGCAAGAUGGUGACGCCCAGUCACAGGAGCAAGGUGGACAGCAGCAGGACAAGCAACAGCAGACUGAUGCCCACAAUAAUGCGACUGAGGCUCUUGAAGACGAUGAGACUGCCAUGGUCGAACCGCUAAAGCCUCGCAGCCAGAAACAGGUGAAGCUUGAUGUUGUCAAGCCUGAGGAAACCGAGCAAGUCGAAUCAGCAGCGGAAGCGUCCAGGAGUAGUGAUGAGAUCUUUGACACGAAGUCUGAACGGACCACUAGAAAUGGCACUGUGCGGAAUACAGACUCGUUCUUCAAGGAUGAUACCAUAGAGACCAAAAAGAUCACCCUGACACCUGGGCUCCUGCGGGAUGAUAAUGAAUCGCGCAUCUCGAGCGACUCCAAGGAGGUGCGGCAACGGCCAAGUUUCGACAAGCUAGAGAAGGAACUCGUGGCUGACAAGAGCAAAGACGACAAGAAGAGAAAGGAGAAAGACAAAAAGGAGAAAGACAAGAAGCCGAGCGCUAUCCGGAGUUUCUUCUCGCGCAAGGAUAAGAAGAAGUCUAUUGAUGAUGACGACGAAUCCUUCGGCAAGAGGUCCAUGGAUACUGGUAGUGGAACCAGUGAAAAAGACCUAGUAGAAGAACCCGAAGUCAUCGACACGGAGUCCUCGCCUGAUAAGAGCGGAACUCCACAACGAAACCCCAGCAAGCUACAGAAGCAACAACCUAGAAGCGACCCGUCCUCUCCCACGCGCAAACCUGCUGUCACAACACCACAAACAAGUGCAGAUAGGGCUCCUCUAUUGGCUUCGGAGGUCAGGACGACCAACAAUGUUGCAAACACGCCCCCUGCGACACUGAGGAUGGUGGAAUCCGAUCAGCUCGAUAGCCCAGAAAGACCGCCUCAGAAGGAGGACAAGCCCAAGUCGGCCAUGUCCAGAAUUCUGCCGUCGUCGAGCUCAGAGCCCAAGCCGCCCAAGGCCACCAAAUCCAAGUCGCGAGUCGAGCUAGACGAUUUCGACUCUCCCGAGGAAGAGGUGGAGGAGGACGUACCGGAGCCUACUCGAGCUCCACCUGAGCCCAGAAGACAGCCAUCCGAAGACAAGCCUCUGCGGCCUAGUCUUCCAGGCGCGUUUCCGGACAGCUACCUGGGCACUCAAAUGUCCAUACCUCAACAGGCCGAGCCCGCUGCCGCCAAGCGUCCGGCCCAAGAACGCUUGGCGGAAUCCCCUGUCCAGGUGUCGCCUGUCACAUCCUCAAAUCCGCCUGCUCUCAUGGUAGAUAGCUCCAGCCAAGAGGAGCGCUCGUCGCCUGUAUCAUCACCAUCGCCAGAGCUUGCGGACGCUGAAGGCAGGACACAUCAAACCCAGGAUUCGACGACCACAGCAUCUACGUCGGCUCCGAACACCACGACCUGGAAUGAUGCCAACCUCCGAGCCUUCUUCGACUCAAGCACCGAGGUGCGGGAUUUACUUACGAUCGUAUAUGAUACGAGCGAUGUUGCCCCUCCCGGGUCUGAGCAUCCUGUUGGCCAUACAAUGUACCUGGAGGAGAAGGCGAAGCUGGCCGAGAUAACCACUAAACUAGACGACAUGCUUGCAGACUUCCUCGCCCGCAAACAGCGGCGUCGAAACAGAGUUUAA
Messenger RNA from Anthostomella pinea, 3051 nucleotides. The record is from the annotation of a GenBank genome assembly. Lineage: Eukaryota; Fungi; Ascomycota; Sordariomycetes; Xylariales; Xylariaceae.